Molecule: messenger RNA, 7660 nt
Organism: Ictalurus punctatus (channel catfish)
Lineage: Eukaryota; Metazoa; Chordata; Actinopteri; Siluriformes; Ictaluridae
Gene: fmnl3
Product: formin-like 3
Exons: 27
Coding region: 491-3649 (1052 amino acids)
Biological process (GO): regulation of cell shape; cortical actin cytoskeleton organization; cell migration
Cellular component (GO): cytosol
Molecular function (GO): actin filament binding; small GTPase binding
Source: RefSeq, a predicted model, not a curated record
CUUAAAGGAAAAAAAAAAAGGGUGGGUCGAUAGAUAGCACGGUGCAAACUGCGCACGGAUUGUUUUCACGCUCCACAAUCACAUCAGGACUGCGCAACGCAAAUGAAUGGAGGCUGGAGGCAGCUAGGAAAGUUUGAGAAGUGGUGCGGUGGAAAUAGUUUAGAGAGGACCACUGCUCUGGGUUGGAGAUGGAUGGGCCAGGUACCUUUGAGACAACUCUGGAAAAUUGAUACAUGAUCGCUUUUUGGAGUCGGAGGCUUUUUUUUCCCUCUGUUUUUUUUUAACGAGUAACAGAUGCUUUAAGGAAAGUCCAUUCACAGAUCCAGAGAGAGAGAGAGAGCGCGCGCACAGGAGGAGUGGAGCUGUGUUUAGGAAACAGAUCACUAACUCUGGGAUGUGAUCGACUGGAUUUAUUGGGAACUCAGGAAGACUCUUCAGACUAGUGGGUUAUUUGAAGCAGUGGAUGUUGUAGCAGAGCUUCACUUCAGCCAUGGGGAAUUUGGAAAGUGUGGAUGGACAGAGUGAGAUGAAGCAUCACAUCAUGCCACUGAAGGUGCCAAUGCCGGAGCCUGCUGAGCUCGAGGAGCGCUUUGCGCUUGUUCUGAGCUCGAUGAACCUUCCUCCGGACAAAGCACGCCUCCUCCGCCAGUACGACAACGAGAAGAAGUGGGACCUCAUCUGUGACCAGGAGCGCUUCCAAGUGAAGAACCCCCCACACACGUACAUUCAGAAACUGAGGGGCUUUUUAGAUCCAGGAGUCACACGCAAGAAAUUCCGCAGGCGGGUUCAGGAAUCCACGAAAGUUCUGAGGGAACUGGAGAUAUCGCUGAGGACCAAUCACAUCGGGUGGGUGCGCGAGUUCCUAAAUGAUGAGAACAGGGGACUGGACAUUCUGGUGGAAUACCUCUCCUUUGCCCAGUGCGCUGUCACGUUGGAUUUUGAUGGUCUGGAGAAUGGGGAGGACGGCUCACUGGACAAAUCCAACUCCUGGAGCAGGUCCAUUGAGGAUCUGCACCAGAACGGUUUCAGUACACUGGUGCGCUCAGUGCGCCACUCGGUCCCUCGGUAUAGUUCCACAGCAAACAGCAAAACCAUCAAAAACUCCAGGAUAGUGAGUCAGAAGGAUGACGUGCAUGUGUGCAUCAUGUGUCUCCGAGCAAUCAUGAACUAUCAGUACGGUUUCAACAUGGUCAUGUCCCACGCGCAUGCGGUUAAUGAAAUCGCCCUGAGCAUGAACAAUAAGAACUCACGGACAAAAGCAUUGGUCCUGGAGCUUCUGGCUGCUGUGUGUCUGGUGCGUGGGGGCCAUGAGAUCAUCCUCUCAGCGUUUGAUAACUUCAAAGAGGUGUGCAAGGAAAAGCACCGGUUUGAAAAGCUGAUGGAGUACUUCCGCUGUGAAGAUGGAAACAUUGAUUUCAUGGUGGCCUGCAUGCAGUUCAUCAACAUUGUGGUCCAUUCUGUAGAGGACAUGAACUUCCGUGUGCAUCUGCAGUAUGAAUUCACUAAACUGGGUCUGGAUGAUUUCCUUGAGAAAUCCAAGCACACAGAGAGCGAUAAGCUGUCGGUGCAGAUCCAGGCCUACUUGGACAACGUGUUCGACGUGGGAGGACUUCUGGAGGACGCAGAGACUAAGAAUGUGGCUCUGGAGAAAGUGGAGGAAUUGGAGGACCAUCUGUCUCAUGUGACCGAGAAGCUUCUGGAAGUAGAGAAUGAGACGGUGAUGAAAGUCGCUGAUCUGGAGAAGCAACUCCUACAGAAAGACAAGGAUCUUGCAGCCAUUCGGGAGACGUAUGAAUCGACGAACUCUCAGGUGCGCACACUUCGACGUGUUAUACAAGAGAAGGACGCCGCCUUCCAGAGACACACUAACAUUGAAAAGCGGCUGCUGGAGCUCGAGCAGCAGGGAACUAUCCGCCUAAGGAAACAGCCUGACGGAGACAUUGCAAUCGAAGCCCUGGGUGGAGGAGGAGGAGGAGGAGGAGGAAGAGCAGGAGGGCCUAUAGACAUUAUGACUGGAGCUCCUCUUGGGGAUCUGAGCUCAGGCAGCAGCAUCCUUGGUGUUAGUUUGCCCGCUGCUACUGUGGAAACGCCCGCACCACCUCCUCCGCCACCUCCACCUCCACCACCUCCACCUCUCCCAACAGCAGCAGAGUGUCUACCUCCUCCACCCCCACCUUUGGCUCCUCCACUUCCUGGAUCUUCACCUUCAGUCAUCCUCAGUGUUGGUUUAUCAGCCAUCCGAAUCAAGAAGCCCAUAAAGACCAAGUUCCGUCUUCCUAUAUUUAACUGGACUGCUCUGAAGCCCAACCAGAUCAAUGGCACUGUCUUCAACGAGAUUGAUGAUGAGCGAGUGCUUGAGGAGCUGGACCUGGAGAAGUUUGAGGAGCUCUUUAAGACUAAAGCACAGGGUGCUGUGGUUGAUCUGUCCUGUACAAAGAGCAAAACCUCCAGUAAGGCCAUGAACAAAGUUCAGCUGCUCGAUGCUAAUCGCUCCAAGAACCUGGCCAUCACACUACGCAAGGCCAACAAGAGCACAGAGGAGAUCUGCAGAGCCAUCCAAACGUUUGAUCUCAAGGCCCUGCCGGUGGACUUUGUGGAAUGUCUGAUGCGUUUCCUGCCCACGGAGGCAGAGAGUAAGCUGCUGCGUCAGUACGAGAAGGAACGGCGGCCUCUGGAGCAGCUGGCUGAGGAAGACCGCUUCAUGCUCCUCUUCAGCAAGAUUGAGCGCCUGACACAGAGGAUGAGCAUCAUCACUUUCGUGGGGAACUUCAAUGACAACAUUGGCAUGCUUACCCCGCAACUCAAUGCCAUCAUUGCUGCUUCAGCCUCUGUGAAGUCUUCUCCAAAGCUGAAAAGAAUGCUUGAGAUUAUCCUGGCCUUGGGUAACUACAUGAACAGUAGUAAAAGAGGCUCGGUCUAUGGUUUCAAGCUCCAAAGUUUGGAUCUGCUGCUGGACACAAAGUCUACCGACCGCAAGAUGACGUUACUUCACUACAUCGCUCUGAUAGUGAGGGAGAAAUACCCAGAGCUCGCUAACUUCUACAACGAGUUGCACUUUGUGGACAAAGCCGCAGCAGUGUCCUUGGAGAAUGUGCUGCUGGAUGUGAAGGAGCUGGGAAAAGGAAUGGAGCUGAUCAGAAGAGAGUGCAGUCUGCAUGAUCACGCCGUACUCAAGGGUUUCCUGCAGGCCAGCGACCCGCAACUGGACAAGCUGCAGAAAGACGCCAAGACCGCUGAGGAGGCUUUCAACACUGUGGUCAUGUACUUUGGUGAGAGUCCCAAGACAACUCCUCCGUCUGUGUUCUUCCCCGUGUUCGUGCGCUUCAUCAAAGCCUACAAAGAUGCGGUUGAGGAAAACGAACAGAGGAAGAAACAGGAGGAAGCUAUGAGGGAGAAACUGCUUGCUCAGGAGGCCAAACAGCAUGACCCAAAGGUGCAAGCUCAGAAGAAGAGGCAGCAGCAGCAUGAGCUCAUCGCCGAGCUGAGACGGCGACAGGCCAAAGACCACCGUCCGGUCUACGAGGGCAAAGACGGAACCAUCGAGGACAUCAUCACAGUGCUGAAGAGUGUGCCGUUCACAGCGCGCACGGCCAAGCGGGGCUCGCGCUUCUUCUGUGACACCAACCUGUACGACGAGUCCAACUGCUAGCCCCUCCCUAAGUUCCCUCUCAAAACCUGUCCCUAAUUCAGAAGAUCUCCGAAGCCAGCCGUUCCUGCGAGCUGACGCGGUGAUCCGAAACGGGUGGAAGCGACCCUAAAGACCCUCCCUGACCCCUCUCCACCCUGCGCUUAUCUCCCUGCACCUCACAGUGACGGCGUGUAGGACAGGACCAAAGCAAACGUCGUCGGUUUUAUAAGCGGGUGGGCGAGUCCUUUAUUUAUUUAUGGAAAUCCUUUUUGGAUCGGAGGAGUCUCUUGUUUCUCUCCCUGUCUCUCAGCAAAGCUACAAAAGCACAGACGUUUAAAAAAAAAAAAGUUCCCACCCUUUCCUUUACUCACACACGUAUCCAAACACAACGCAUCAGUGUGUGGCCUUGUUGUGGGGGGGGGGGGGGGGGAGAGACAUUUCCUGGAGAGUGGUGUGUGAGAGGACACAUCCAUACACACUGCCAGCACAACAUGGGCAUCUUUACGUGUGCAAUCUAUAAACAAAGACUUGCUGAUGGAGAGACACGACCGACACCAUCUACACCUGUAUCCUUACUUCUCCAUGGAGAAUUACAACAGCACGAUUAUUAACACCACUUGGGUUAAGCUCGACAGACCAAAACGUCUUAUUCCAUUUUGUUAAAGAAGUGCCUUUUUCUUUUUUCUUUUUUUUUUUAAAAUGAAAAAAGUCGACAGUAUUAUUUUCUUAAGUAUUUAGCCAGUCUUAUAAUUUUGUACUGAUUGUUUUGCUGUUUUUGUACGUACUGAUCCCCCCCCCCUUUUUUUGGUAUAACAUUAGUUGAAAUACUGUAAAUAGACAGUGCAUUGCGGCGUAUUGUUGGAUUCCGAGGAGAAAGCUUUGCUCUUCAGGACCCGUGUUAUUAUAACAGGCGACUAUGUGCCUUGCAUAGUUAAUACUAAGCUAACAUCAGUUCUCUCCGACUGUAUAUACUGCUGGUAAUUUUUCUUUGCUUGUCAAAGCACUAACGUGCUCCUGAAUGCACCUGGAUGGAUUGAAGCUGCCGGCUGCGUGUUCCACACCCAGGUGGUUAUUUUAUUAAAAAAAGGAAGAGAAAAAAAAAAAAAAAAAAAAGUUAUACAUACUGCAGGGGUGCCAAUAUUUAUAGUUUAGCUAUAGCGUUUACCAUUUUUGAACUCUAAAUGAGACGUGAUGAAAUUUUCUUGCUAGCAGUGUUGGCACCUCUGCAUUCUGUAUCUGCUUUGUGGAGAAACACCUACAGCAUGAACGUGACACUGCAUUCAACUGCCUCUCCAUGCCAAAGAAGCGAAGGAUUAAGAUUUCAGAAAUGUUAACAGCGUUUAAUUGGUUUGUAGGAUUAAUUAUUCUUCUGUAUUUAGUAUUCUGUAAACUUUGUGAGAAUGGCUUCCUUUUGCACUAGCCAGUAAAAUGAUAUGGGGAGAUUAUUCUGAACUAAUACACUAGAUACUGCCCUUUAGAGGCAGGAUUGAAACAUAAGCAACACUAGACCUUGUGCUGUGGGUCGUUCUUAAAUAUUUAAAUGUUGGUUUGUCUGUUUUUUAUUUUAUUUUAUUAUUAUUUUUUUUUACAGAAACUGUAUCAUGUAAAAAAGGUGUAAGUGCUGAAUGUAUAGUCCUGACCUCUCUAUUAAGGAAAUACAGCAUCACUCUAUCAGCUUUAACCGUUCCAUUCGUCAAAGGAAGCACAAAUAAAAACCCGAUGUUCCUGAUUACGAGUGCGUCUGAUAUGAUUCAGGUCAUGAAAAUGGAAAAUGAUUAAAGGAGCGGUUUGUAAUGCUGCUGGUUGGAAUACGAAUUGCACGCUUUAAAGUAAUCCUGCGUUCGACACAAGCUUGAAUUCCCAACCUCCAACUUUUCUUUUUAACCGUGUUUUUCCUCAACCUUGAGGUGGACGUUCAUACGGUCAAGAGUAAAUAAACUCACUACUUUACUUUAAAUGACUUUAAAGUAGUAUUUACUUUAGAUCAAUCAAAGUAAGACACAAUAGUUGGUUAAUUGUACAACACUGACCAUCCGUUUCCUCUGUUUUAAAGUCCCCAUGAAAUCUAAACUGAAGUUCUGUGUCUUUUAGGUGGAUUACGUUAGCCUUAAGGUCAUCUAUUAGCUAGUGUGCUCCUAAACAAUGACGAAAUUGUUUCGCAUUUAGAAGCUAUGUGCAUUCAGAAUUCGCAGGCUCUCUCUACCACGAAUACGGGUCGACAGUUCUGAUGACAUCAUUCUGCACUUCGGCGUCUCGUCAGAUUUUCUGUCCGAUCAAAGGCUCUGUUGAAUUUGACGUGGCCCGCCCCCAACAGUUGCGAUUUUCCCGGCUUUGAGGUAAGUUAAACGCUAUUGGCUAUUUAAAAAGAAAAGAAAAAGGGAGGAGCCAGGUCGAUAUGUCCCGCCGCAACUUCCUGUUUCAGUGGAAAUUAUGUACACUUCACGGGGACCUUAAGAAAGUAAAUGCAUCAUAAACUCCUGAUCAUUAAUGUUCCCCCUCCCCCACCCACCGAGCUCGAAAACGACAGAAUUCCAAGUUCAGACUUCCCGCUCCCGAUUUAAGUCGGACGUAGCGUUUCUACUGCUUUUCAUUUCCUCAGGAGAAAUAUCAGAAUAUUUUUUGGGAAUGAAUCCCAAUUUUCCUGAAGCAUCUUUAAAAUACCCAUGACGACUAUAGGUCUAGAAAGAAGGCGACACGUUACAAACUGCACCUUUAAUCAUCUUUUUUUUUUGUGCCAUAUUUGUUCUCAGCUGCAGAACCAGAAGCCACAUCUCGUUUCUGUACACACUGAUUUUAUUUCAGAAUUCUAACAAUAUCCGUGAACUUUUCGGUAGUUCAUGAAGUUCUCCAGCAAAAAAAAUAGUGAAACGUUACUCUGUCUCUCCAAAAGAAGGGCUGAGCCACCAUGCAUUUCUACUAUAAAAAGCAGUUUAAUUAUUCUGCAUAUAUAAAAAAAAGAAAAGAAAAAACUAAAUUAAAACAAAUAAACAGGAGUACCGAAACGGCUGUAGCUUUGUGUGUAAGCAGUUUAUGUUUUUAAAAAAAAUAAAAUAAAAAGACUUCAGACUUCACUAAAUUACACUGGAUGGUUUUACAAACGAAGCAAAAGGUGGACGCUGAGUGAACACUGUUAACAUGUUACCUGUGUGUGUUACAUGCAUUAGUCUGUGGAGAAGUUCACUUUCCCACAGGUAGCAGCGAGGCAGUGAGUCUGGGCAGGAGGGCAACAGAGUCUACAGUAUAGACUCCACACACACACACACACACACACACACACACACAGCAGAAUGCACUUAGAGCUUUAAAAACAAAAGAAGACACUGCACUGUUAAAGGCAAAUAAACAACAACAACAAAAAAAACCCUAAAUAUAAUAAGACACUUCAGUUCCCAUCGAGUCCAUGAAGUCGUCUGCAGAAGCGCUCCUUUACAAUCCCUUUAACGAUCCUUUCCUCGUUUUUGUCCUUGUGGUCCCGGACCUCCUGGAAGACGCAGCGUCAGGGGAGACGCGCACACUGCUCCGCUGUCCGUUUAUCAGUCUCUUUUUCUUCCCUCAGUCAAACGAAUCAUUUCCUUGGACUACUGACAUACACGCAGGCCACAAACACACACCUUGGAAUGUUCUUGUAAAAAAUAGGCCGUUUUACUUUCAACACAUUUCAUUCAUUCAUCCGUAUCUUCACUCUUUAAAAGCACUCGAAGCGUUGCAUCCUGCGGUCCCUGCGACCUGCUCGUAUUCCCGCGGAUCCGUCGCGCGCUCGUGUUAAAAUGUGUAUUAUGUGUCGAUAGGUAUAAAAUCAAAUUUGUGCAACAAGUAAGACAAUCAUAAGCCUAAUUUAGCGCACACACAUACGCGCAUUCACACCUCUCUCCUCCAGCAGUACCAAUACACAUACGAACAGAUCUGGUACCAUCAUCGGGAUUCGGGAUUGAGCCCGCCCCCUAUUCUCCCUUACCGGUUCACUGACAAAAACAAAACAAAACAAAACAAAAAAACCUUGGCUAUUUCCUCGACUUCUAUACAACCCCCCCC